Messenger RNA from Corticium candelabrum, 2052 nucleotides. Its product is annotated as 1-phosphatidylinositol 4,5-bisphosphate phosphodiesterase beta-1-like. Gene Ontology annotation, biological process: lipid metabolic process; phosphatidylinositol-mediated signaling; release of sequestered calcium ion into cytosol. Lineage: Eukaryota; Metazoa; Porifera; Homoscleromorpha; Homosclerophorida; Plakinidae. The coding region runs from base 514 to 1383 and encodes 289 amino acids. The transcript has 15 exons. Gene Ontology annotation, molecular function: phosphatidylinositol-4,5-bisphosphate phospholipase C activity. The record is from RefSeq and is a predicted model, not a curated record.
GUGUGUGCGUGCGUGUGUGUUUGUGUGUGUGUUUGUGUGUGUGUGUGUGUGUGUGUGAGUGUGUGUGUGCGUGCGUGCGUGUGUGUGUGUGCUUGUGUGUGUACACGAGAUUAUCUGUGUUACUUUGUUUGUUUGAUGUAUUGCAGAUGAAGGAGCAGGCCAACCUGAUGAGAGAAGUCAAGAAGCAGCACUCACAACAUGAGUACAACAUUUUAACAAACUGGUGGCAUCAUCACAGACUGCACAACUGAAGCGAAUAGAUUCCCGGCACAUGAACUGAUAGUUACGACGUUCGUAAUGCCUACACUCUUACUUGCAAGACCAGCGACAUGAGCAACAAGAUAUAAUCACUCAAACUCACUGAAGCAGAAGCAACAACAAGCAAAGAAACCAUUGCAACAGUCAACGAUCUCUGUAAGACAAUAAAGACUUCCAGAAGGUGGAGAAGAAGCACUCGAGCGAGCUUCAAAAUCUCGAGGAGAAGCAAGUCAAGAAAAGAAUCGAUCGUACGAGAUGUCCUCCUUAUCAGAAACAACAUCUGCAGCUCACCUGAAGCAAAAUCCAGUCGAAUUUGUCAACUAUAACAAGCGGCAACUCUCUCGUGUGUAUCCAAAGGGAAGUCGAUAUGACUCAAGCAACUAUAUGCCACAAAUUAUCUCAGGUCAGAUGCUGUGUGGUCAUCGGUGUGGCAUAUACGUUGAACUGGAAAUGUAUGGGCUGCCGACUGACACAGUUCGUCGACGCUAUAAGACAAAGACUGUUCAGAGUACUCAAAUGAACACAGUGUGGAAUGAAGAACAAUGGGUGUUUAAGAAGGUUGUUGUACUUGAAUUGGCGAUGCUCAGAUUUGCAGUAUACGAUGACAGUAAUCACUUUCUAAGCCAGAGGGUCAUACCAUUGACAGCCAUACAAGCUGAAUAUCGACACAUUCCCUUGAGAAACGAACUCAAUCAGCCAAUUGACUAUGCCACACUAUUCGUUCUCUUCGAGGUGUCCGACUACAUUCCAGACGGAAUGGCCGACUUUUUGGCUGCAUUGUUGAAUCCAAUUGCAUACCAAAGUGCAGUGCAGAAACGAGCGAAGCAGCUGGAGGAAUUGUACGACGAUGAUAAAGAGCAAGAGGGAGGUGGAGAGCAGCUAACCACCCCAUCAACCUUCGUCAUUCCCAACAAAACUGACCCAAAAUCAUCAAAAGUGCCAAGCACAUCAUUCAGUAGCAACCUGACAACGUCCGACGCUAGCUCAUCCGAAAGUUACGACAUUCGUAAUGCCUAUACUCUUACUCGCAACACCAGCGACGCAAGCAACCAGAUACAAUCACUCAAACUCACUGAAGCAGAAUCAACAACAAGCAAGAAACCGUUGCAACAGUUGACGAUCUGAAAGACAAUAAAGACUUCAAGAAGGUGGAGAAGAAGCACUCGAGUGAGCUUCAAAAUCUCGAGAAGAAGCAAGCCAAGUCUCUCACGGCACUAAAGAGAGUCCACGAUGAAAAUUCUCUCAAAAUCCUGUGUGAAUAUCAUUGGAAGUGAAGUCGAUAUGAAUGAGUGUGUGUUGUUACCUGUCCAUUUCUUCUUUAUCAGAGACUUUGUCUUUCUGUUUGUCUUUGAACUUUUGCACCUCAUCCAGCAUGUCCUUGCUCGAUUUACGAUGUUCAAGCUGUGACUCUCUGGUGUGAUUCAAAGAAACUCACUCACUUCAUUUCAUCGAGAUGCAAAUGCCUCCACCUCCGAUGACUAACAUCUGGUAGUCUGAUGAUUCUCACUUCAGUUUUGUUCAGAUUGUGCGUGUUAAGAUUAAUUUAAGAUAUGCGCUAAAUUCAUACUAUCUACUGGUAGACUGUAUUGAAUAUUUGGUCGAAUGUCGCCUCGAGGAAUGAGAUUGAGGGACGCAGUUUGAGGAGGAGAUUUGUAUGGCACUGUUUUCUCAUUGUUUUUAGCAUUCGAAGAGCAUGUCUGUGUAUUGGUUUUUAAGUGCACUGGUGGAAGUAGAUUUUAUGAUGUUUAGUGCUCGUGAAGGAUAUUAGGAUGUGGUUAAUUAAUUGAGUGAUCA